Molecule: messenger RNA, 861 nt
Organism: Phytophthora infestans T30-4
Lineage: Eukaryota; Oomycota; Peronosporomycetes; Peronosporales; Peronosporaceae
Exons: 1
Coding region: 19-519 (166 amino acids)
Source: RefSeq, a predicted model, not a curated record
GCACUACCCGACUCCAAGAUGGUGACCGGCAAAGCGAUCGUAUCGCUACAAGUGGCGACGAUCGAACAGCUUCCUCGCGGAACGGCCUUUAAUGCUGCACGAACGCCGGUCGCCAGGGAUGUUCGAGCUGCCUCGUUCUCCAACGAGGCUGCAGAUAGCGACGAUACGUCGUUGGUUGUCUCUCCCAAUAGUAAGACAGUCGACAGUACGGAGAUGGCGAGACGGGCAGCUCGACGAGUCAGUGUGUGGAAGAAAUCGGAGCAGGAACGGCGAGAAGAGGGAGAGCGCGCUCGACAAGCCAAGCAGGAGCAGGACAAGCGUCGACAGAAUCACGCUGUACACGCCAAACAGCGACGUCGAGCGGAGAUCUACGCGUUGAACGCGCUCUUGCGACAACUGCAGCAGGAGAAAAUCGCGCGGUUUAUUGCGGCCCAGACGCAGAUUCAAGAAGCGCAAAAGGACCCAAGCUUGGCAAGCAUGACGGCUGCUCUACUCCAGGUGGAGGCCGUGGGAGUCUAGAAAAAUAAAAAGUCUAAAUAAUUCCAAUAGAGGGCUCUCUUUUAGGAUCGUUUGCAACCCUUCGCAACAAUUUUGAGCGAUUGAGCAAUUGUUGCAAGUUUUGGCUCUGACAGACCCGGUUUAAUUUUCAGCAAGAUAUUUACGAGUUGUUCAUUGGAGAAGACAUUCUCGGGAAUGCUGACAGAAACUCUAUCUCGCGAUCAAGAUUGCGCUUUCCACCACCAGAUUUUUUAAGAUCUCUCUACGCAGAAGACCGCGAUACACUUAAUUCUGAGUACAGUACAAGGAGGAGAGGGUUCAUACACCCAUAUUACCGAAGGUCUACGAUUUUGUGCACAACCU